This is a messenger RNA of Carcharodon carcharias (great white shark), 2097 nucleotides long. It is a transcript of the gene anp32a, whose product is annotated as acidic (leucine-rich) nuclear phosphoprotein 32 family, member A. The transcript is spliced from 7 exons. Gene Ontology annotation, cellular component: perinuclear region of cytoplasm; nucleus. Gene Ontology annotation, molecular function: histone binding. Lineage: Eukaryota; Metazoa; Chordata; Chondrichthyes; Lamniformes; Lamnidae. Bases 232 to 1023 code for a protein of 263 amino acids. Gene Ontology annotation, biological process: nucleocytoplasmic transport; regulation of apoptotic process. The record is from RefSeq and is a predicted model, not a curated record.
UGGCGAGGCCCUGAGCUGGAAGGAUCCUACUUGGCGAACUGGCAUGUCCAUCAGUGCAGCCUUGUCCCCGCCCUUCCCCGGGAGUUAGUUAUCAAGUUGGGUUGGCUGGGCGGUGUAGUGGCGUGAGCUUGUAUUACAAGCAGAUCUCUUCUCCCUGUGUGAAACAGCAUUUUGGUGACCACAGACAGCGUUUGACUUCAUAUUGUGUAUAAAUCAGCCUUGGUGGCAAAGAUGGAUAUGAAGAAAAGAAUUCAUUUAGAGCUACGGAAUAGGACGCCUUCAGAUGUGAAAGAACUUGUUCUCGACAACUGUCGUUCAAAUGAAGGCAAAAUUGAGGGGCUCUCAGAUGAGUUUGAAGAAUUGGAAUUCCUUAGCACGAUCAACGUAGGCUUAUUGUCAGUCGCGAACCUACCAAAGUUAAACAAGCUAAAGAAGCUUGAGCUAAGCGAUAACAGAAUCUCAGGCGGGCUAGAAGUGUUGGCAGAAAAAUGUCCGAACCUCACACAUCUCAACCUCAGCGGCAACAAAAUCAAAGAUCUCAGUACAAUAGAACCUCUGAAAAAGUUGGAUAACCUGCGGAGUCUAGACCUUUUCAAUUGCGAGGUAACAAACUUAAACGAUUACAGAGAAAAUGUUUUCAAGUUUCUCCCACAACUGACGUACCUAGAUGGAUACGAUCGUGAAGACAAAGAAGCACCAGACUCGGACACUGAAGCAUAUGUAGAGGGGCUAGACGAUGACGACGAGGAGGAAGAUGAAGUUGACGAAGAGGAGGAAUAUGAUGCUGUUCAGUGUGAAGAAGAUGAAGAUGAUGAAGGGGAGGAGGAAGAGGAAGAUGAAGAUGAAGAGGAGGAAGAUGGGGAAGAGGAAGAAGAAGCCCUCAGUGUAGAGGAAGAGGAGGAUGAGGAAGAGGAUUUCAAUGACGGCGAACUAGAGGAAGAGGAGGAGGAGGAUGAACAAUCAGGAGUCAAAGGACAGAAGAGGAAACGAGAUCCUGAAGAUGAAGGCGAGGAAGAUGAUUAAAUAAAUUUCAGAUGUUAACCUACUGUGAUUGUUUUUACCUGUUUUCUCUCCCCCCUGCCCCAAAUUCCGCACCCCCCCCUCCCCCCCCAUGUUGCUAUGGGAACGAUGAGUUGGAAGAAAGCUCCCGUUACUGCUGCUCUGAGAUGUUCGAUUUUGUUGGGUUUUUUUUUUCUGUUGUGAAUUUGGAUGAGUUACAAAAUGGGUAGGGCCCAAAACUCUGUAAUAUCAUCUCCUUUUUAAAAAGAAAAAUAUAGUGGGUGGCUGGAGCAGCUAUGAUAAAUCAUAUCCCAAAUCAUUUCCACAGCAACAUAUACCAAAUAGCAUAUUCUAAAGAAAACAAAAAGAGGGUGUGCUUGUAUUGUGCAGAAAAUGGCUGCCAGUUUUGGAAACUGAAGCUGGUUUUUUUUAAUUCCCCUUCUCACACCCUGCCCCCCGCCCCCCCCACCCGGCUUUCGUAGGCGUGAGUAAAGUUUUCUGUAAAUAGUGACCAAAACUCACUCGUUCUUUUCCACCAUUUCCCUCACCCGCCCCCAUUCAUAGCCCAAAUUCUGAAAAUGGCACCCAUUUGAGUCAUAGUCCUAAUCGAUGAUUGAUAGUGUAAUACACAGUUGUAAUAAAAAAAAAAAUUAAGUUUCAACUCUGUUUCCCGGCACCCGUGUACUACUUUUUGGUCUGUAAAAUAUAAUCUGAAUACCAUAGAGGGGAAGAAAUACCUGCAUUUAUUUCCCCCUUGUGCUGUACACUUUGAUGAAUUUUUUUACAAGCCUCAUUAUGCAGAAGAAUAAAUAUAGCAUGUAGUGUUGAAUGGGCAUGUUUUCAUACAUUCGAGGGCAUCAUACUAAUGCAGAAUUGUAUUUUCUUAUCUUGGUGAAGUCAGUAAAAUUGACUUGGGGUGGGAAAAAAAUGCCUAGUGAAUGUACAGAGUUUUACUUUCAUAUCCGGGGUGACUGUAUUCCUAGUUGAUAUUUCAUCUGUACAAAAGAUCACCGCAGUUUUUUCUCAGCAAAGCCAAACCUUUAGUUUUGUGUCUGUUUUUUGUCAUUCAACAGUUUCAAUAAAUCCUUUUUUUUUAUA